Messenger RNA from Cutaneotrichosporon cavernicola, 741 nucleotides. RefSeq lists its product as uncharacterized. Bases 1 to 741 code for a protein of 246 amino acids. NCBI's taxonomy places the organism in Eukaryota, Fungi, Basidiomycota, Tremellomycetes, Trichosporonales, Trichosporonaceae. Gene Ontology annotation, molecular function: phosphatase activity. Gene Ontology annotation, cellular component: cytoplasm. The record is from RefSeq and is a predicted model, not a curated record. The transcript is spliced from 7 exons.
AUGUCGCACAGCCCGGCCAGUAAGCGCAUCUUCCUUGUGCGUCACGCACAAGCAGAACACAAUGUGUUCAGUGACUGGUCCAUUCACGACCCGUCAUUGACGCCCGUUGGACGCCGCCAAGCUACCCGCUUGCAAGACGAAACCGUUGGCGGUCUCCAGGGGACCGCGCAGCUCCUCGUCACCUCCCCACUCCGUCGCACGAUGGAGACGACACUCAUCGCAUUUCCUGAGCUCAAGCGCAGGCUAGAAUCUGAGGGCAAGCAGGUCGUCUUGCUUGACAUUGCGCAAGAGGUUGAGGACCUCCCAUGCGAUACACCGUUGCAUCCGCGCGAGGAAUUGGCGUCGUCGAUGGAUGGCAUGUUCUCUGGCCUCGAUUUUACGGGCCUCUCGCCCGACUAUGCGUCCAAGCAGGGCAUUUUCGACCCCGAGCGCGCGGCCGAGCGUGCCGAGCUCGUGAGAAAAUGGCUUCGCGACCGUCCAGAGGAGGAGAUUGUCUUGGUUGCGCACGGCGAUAUUCUGCGCUACAUUGUCGACGGGCACCACUCGUCUAGGAGGUGGCGGAACGCAGAGGUGUGCGAGUUUGGUUUCCAGGGCGGCUUUGAAGAUCCCGAGGCGCGCCUCGUUGAGCGACGUUCGACGCACCCGAACCCAGCCAAGCCCGUGGCGAUCACCCAGACGCCCACGCCCCCCACGUCGGAAGGUGGAAAGUCACCGGGCGCGAUUUUUGCCAUGUCUCCUUGA